GGUCGACCUGGAUGCCCGUGGAGUUGGAGUCCGACAUGGGGCUCCAGACGGACGAAAAAACACGGUUUGUUGUUUCCUUCCACUUCCUGUUGUGGCUGGCCCGUUCCGUCAGUCGUCACUGCCCUGCCUGUCUGUCUGUCUGUGUAAGUGAAAUUGAUAUAAACAGGAAGGCACGAGGUGCUACAUCCAGUCGAGUCCUUUCCAUCUUCCAUCUCAUCCAGCCUUGGCAAUUCCCGCGUUUGUCUCACUUCGAAGGACUCAGACAAGAACAUUUAAUUUGCACCACCCGACCGCCCUCUGCCCUCAAAUCAGCUCGCCUUCACUUGCUCCCACCAAACAAAACCUACCUACCUACUUGGACCGCGACUUCUUGUCUCUUCCUCCUUCCGCACUCACCUUCAGCAAUAAUCCAUCUCGGACCUAGUCGCCGCCGCCGCCGCCUACAACCACACACUCAACCACCACACCAACAUCUUUACAUCCAUCAAAAUGAAGACCUCUGCUAUCCUCGCUCUCACCGGCGCUCUUGCCGUCAGCGCCCAGUUCCCCGACAACUUCCCCAGCUGCGGUACCCUCUGCGGCAACAACAUGCUUGACAAGGCUGGCUCCGAGUUCCCUUGCGCCCGUGAUGAUGCUUCUUGCUUGUGCCAGUACGUCAACUUCGGCUACGGUGUUCGCGACUGCUCCAUCGCUGUCUGCUCUGAGAGCGACGCCGACACCACCAUCGACUGGGCCAAGAAGUGGUGCGCCGACGCCGGAAUCGACCUCAACCUUUUCCCCGCCGCUGCCGGUCCUGGCGCUGGUGGCUCUAUCCCCGGUGUGCCCACUACCACUACCACCGUGACCUCCGGCGUCAGCACUAUGCCCUCCAGCGCCGUCACCUCCGACGCUUCCUCUGACAGCGCCGGUGCCGGCGGCGCCGCUACCGCCAUCACCACCAGCGAGUUCACCUCCACCUGGACCAGUGGCGACUCUACCGGUACCACCACCGGCACCACCACCAUCUCUGGCAUCUCUGGUGUCGCUGGCGCUACCUCGGUUCCCCAGGUCACCAGCACCGGCGAGGCUACCACCACUGUCACCUCUGACAGCACCACCUUCGAGAGCACUUUCAGCACCACUGUCACCUCGUCGCUCACCGGCUCUGCCCUCAGCUCUGCCCUCCAGAGCCAGGCUAGCAGCGUUUCCAGCCCUGGCGCUGCUCCUCACCAGACUGCCGCUCCCAUCGCCGGUGUCCUUGCCGCCGCCGGUUUCGCCGCCAUGCUUCUUUAAGCACCACAUUCAGCAAAUUUUCCCUCUAAUGAGCGGACCUAUUUGACUGACACGAUUUGGAAUGAUGGGUUUUUUAAACUAAUGAUGUGAUGAAUGGCGCCAAAUCUUAAUGACCUGAAAAAGAAAGGAGUCGGUCUGGUAGAUGCUCUUGCAUAUAUGUAAGAUUCGGGGGGGUUGGUUUCUGCUUUUUUUUUCUACACUGUUACGCCUGGAGAUGAUACCAUUGUGGUGGAUUUAAUCUUGGGAAUGAAAUGAGGGAUGAUGGAAGGACGGGUUACUUAAUGAAUGAUGUAUGAACAUUUUUUUCCAUCCUGGCCCACUGGAUAACAGUAGCCGGAUGAAAAAAUAAGUCAAGGAUAGAUGCUUAAUCAACAUCUUACAAAAUG
Messenger RNA from Neurospora crassa OR74A, 1658 nucleotides. RefSeq names its product anchored cell wall protein 6 (gene acw-6). NCBI's taxonomy places the organism in Eukaryota, Fungi, Ascomycota, Sordariomycetes, Sordariales, Sordariaceae. The transcript has 4 exons. The record is from RefSeq and is a predicted model, not a curated record. Bases 490 to 1272 code for a protein of 260 amino acids.